Exophiala dermatitidis NIH/UT8656 is the source of this 623-nucleotide messenger RNA. RefSeq lists its product as uncharacterized. The coding region runs from base 119 to 346 and encodes 75 amino acids. Lineage: Eukaryota; Fungi; Ascomycota; Eurotiomycetes; Chaetothyriales; Herpotrichiellaceae. The record is from RefSeq and is a predicted model, not a curated record. The transcript is spliced from 2 exons.
CGACACUGACGACAAUCGAGAUCGUCGAAAACAGUCCUGGAAGGGCAGUCGUCGACAAGGACAGAUUAAUCAGCCUCGAGUGUUCUGUCUCACCAGAACAGCACCGUUGUCUCAAAAUAUGCCGAAGCGAUUGCGAUGGUUCUUUAGGCAGAUGUCAACAAUGUGUCAAUACUACGCACCCCAGCGCGGGGUCGGAAUAGACACCCGGUGUUGGUACCUGGGAUGGGCCAGAUGGUCGUCGUCGCCUUUGUCGCCUUCGACUCCGUCGUCGCGUGUUAGACAGCCAGCGGUGUCCACCGGCAAAGAACGAAAUGGCCCAAGAAAUGAUGGAAAUCACAUCAUCUAGCACGCCAUCGCUGGUGGCUGAAGUUCCACUGGGCGGAGCGAUGGAGCAUGAGCCCGAGCAGCCAGUCACUGAAAGUUGCAGACUCUAGACUCCGGACGGCACCGGAGCUAGUCAGAGCUUAUAUUGAAUUUCUGCCAACCACAAAAUAAUGGUGAGAUUUAGCCCAGAAAAUAACCUCUUAGAUGCUCGGAAAGGCGGCGGAUUUGUACUUUAGUUAUACUUUAGGCACCUCUCCACUGCUCCCAUCCUGGCGGUGCUGGUUCUUCCUGCUUCCCCG